UUGUGUGUAGAAAGGGCCUGCGGUAUUGUCGCGGGGCUGCGGCGUCGGACGCGCAGAGUAGCUGCCGGAGUUGUUGGGUGUGGUGUUCGCCGCUGCUAUGAGCUACACAGGCUUUGUCCAGGGAUCUGAAACUACUUUGCAGUCGACAUACUCAGACACGAGUGCUCAGCCCACCUGUGAUUAUGAUUGAAGAGGAACCUGAGUGUAGGACCUCGGCCUGCGCACCCCCCACCUGCCCUCCCACCUCCGCAUUCGCCCUUGUCCAUCUUCUGUGUGUGUGCACUCUUGCUCUCCUGUGGCUGGAUUCUGUUGUUCAUCACACUGCAUCUCACUGAGCUUUGGUCCCCUGCCCUAGGAUGACCAUGGCCUGUCUGUCUGCAGGGCAGAGACAAUGUGGAGUAGGAGGGUAUGGAACUUGGAACUCGGGGAUAAACAGAGGCAAGUAUCAUCCCUACGAUCGCUCUCCUCGCCCUUGGGGUUGAACUGUUGUGUGUUUCUGCCGCUGCCGAGUUUUGCCAAGGUUGGGAGGGUGUCUUUGGGGACCCCGGGGGUUCUGGGGCCGAGGACUCCUUCACAGGAGGCUUCAUCGGAAUGGCUAAGGCCUCAGGUGGCUAGGUCUUCCCAGCUUGUCUCUGUGACAGAAGACGUCCUUGUCUCUGUUUGUCUCCCUCUCUCUCUCUGCCUCUCCUCUCCCUGCCUCCGCCAUCUCUCUCUGUCUGUCUCUGUCUCCCUUGUUGCAGGCUACGAGAACUAUGGCUACGGCUAUGGCCAUGGCCAGGAUAACAGCACCAACUAUGGGUAUGGUAUGGCCACUUCAAACUCUUGGGAAAUGCCUAGCUCUGAUUCACAUGCAAACCCUAGUGCUGCGGGUAGCGCCAGUGCCGAUUCCGUUCUGUCCAGAAUUAACCAGCGCUUAGAUAUUGUGCCACACUUGGAGACAGAUGUGAUGCAAGGAGGCAUGUACGGCUCAAGUGGAGAAAGAUAUGAUUCCUACGAGGCCUGUGACUCAAGGGCCAUCCUGAGCGAGCGUGACCUGUACCGGUCGGGCUACGACUAUGGCGAACUUGACCCUGAGAUGGAAAUGGCCUAUGAGGGCCAGUACAGUGCCUACCGUGACCAGUUCCGCAUGCGUGGCGGCGACACCUUUGGCCCACGGGCUCAGGGCUGGGCCCGGGACUCCCAGAGUGGCCGGCCGAUGGCCUCGGGCUAUGGGCGCAUGUGGGAAGACCCCAUGGGGGCCCGGGGCCAGUGCGUGCCUGGUGCCUCCCGGCUGCCCUCCCUCUUCUCUCAGAACAUCAUCCCCGAGUAUGGCAUGUUCCAGGGCAUGCGUGGUGGGGGCGCCUUCCCUGGUGGCUCCCGCUUUGGCUUCGGGUUUGGCAAUGGGAUGAAGCAGAUGAGGCGGACCUGGAAGACCUGGACGACGGCUGACUUCCGGACCAAGAAGAAGAAGAGAAAGCAGUGCAGCAGUCCUGAUGAGCCGGAUAGCAAAGCCACUCGUACAGACUGCUCAGAUAACAGUGAUUCAGACAAUGAUGAGGGCACCGAGGGGGAAGCUGCAGAGGGCACUGAAAGUGCCGAGACUGUGGAGAAAGGCUCCAGAGCAGAAGGAGAAGAUGAAGAGGGAAAAGAGGAGGGGAAGGAAGAAGGCAAAGAGGAUGCAGACAAGCGGGCCCUGAGCACCCAGGAUGAGAGCAGUCAGGCCAAGCGCAAGUUGCAGGCAGGCAAGAAGAGCCAGGACAAGCAGAAAAAGCGGCAGCGAGACCGCAUGGUGGAAAGGAUCCAGUUUGUGUGUUCUCUCUGCAAAUACCGGACCUUCUAUGAGGAUGAGAUGGCCAGCCACCUUGACAGCAAGUUCCACAAGGAGCACUUUAAGUAUGUAGGCACCAAGCUCCCCAAGCAAACGGCUGACUUUCUGCAGGAGUAUGUCGCCAACAAGACCAAGAAGACAGAGGAGCUGCGGAAAACUGUGGAGGACCUUGAUGGUCUGAUCCAGCAGAUCUACAGAGACCAGGAUCUGACCCAAGAAAUUGCCAUGGAGCAUUUUGUGAAGAAGGUAGAGGCUGCCCACUGCGCAGCCUGUGACCUCUUCCUGCCCAUGCAGUUUGGGAUCAUCCAGAAGCACCUCAAGACCACGGAUCACAACCGGAACCGCAGGCUCAUGAUGGAGCAGUCCAAGAAGUCCUCGCUCAUGGUGGCCCGCAGCAUCCUCAACAACAAGCUUAUCAGCAAGAAGCUGGAGCGCUACUUGAAGGGUGAGAAUCCUUUCACCGACAGCCCCGAGGAGGAGAAGGAACAGGAGGAGACCGAGGGCGGCACGCCGGAUGAGGGGGCGCUGGUCGAAGUGGCAGGGGGCGCGCAGAGUGCAGAGGGCGCGGCAGCGCAGCCUCCCAUGCCCCCGGAGCCGGCCCCCGAGGCCGCGGCCCCGCCACCGCCGCCACCCCCUGAGGACGAAGAGGAGGCCGUGCCCCUGCUGGGCGGGGCGCUGCAGCGCCAGAUCCGCGGCAUUCCGGGCCUCGACGUGGAGGCCGACGAUGACGAGGAGGGCGGCGGAGGCGUCCCGUGACCCGGGCCCGGAGCGGGCGGGACCCGCGCGGCUGAGGCCGGAAGCUGAGCCUAAUAAAGUUCUUCCCCUGUCA
Molecule: messenger RNA, 2636 nt
Organism: Diceros bicornis minor
Lineage: Eukaryota; Metazoa; Chordata; Mammalia; Perissodactyla; Rhinocerotidae
Gene: AKAP8L
Product: A-kinase anchoring protein 8 like
Exons: 14
Coding region: 392-2563 (723 amino acids)
Cellular component (GO): nucleus; nuclear matrix
Molecular function (GO): DNA binding; protein kinase A regulatory subunit binding
Source: RefSeq, a predicted model, not a curated record